AAGUUUCACUCUUGUUGCCCAGGCUGGAAUGCAAUGGGGCGAUCUCGGCUCACUGCAACCUCUGCCUCCCAGGUUCAAGUGAUUCUCCUCCCUCAGCUUCCCGAGCAGCCAAUUAUGCUGCCUCAGCCUUCCCAGUAGCUGGGACUACAGGCACCCGCCACCACGCCCAGCUAAUUUUUUGUAUUUUUCGUAGAGAUGGGGUUUCACCAUGUUGGCCAAGCUGGUCUUGAACUCCUGACCUUCAGGUGAUCCACCCACCUCAGCCUCCCAAAGUGAUGGGAUUACAGGUGUGAGUGAUGGCACCUGGCCUCAUUACUCAAACCUUUAGGGAACACCUCCUCACUCAGCCAUGUGUAAGGACGUGAAGACCCAGAGGUGAAACAUUUUAGGGUGCUGCCUCCGAAUCUGAAUUUCAACAAUAGACUAAAAUGAUCCAGUCCUGGGCUUCUCUAAAUUCUUUUGUUGCUGACCAGACCUUAAUUUUAGGCUUUGGAGGGUGUGUCUAUGCGAAUGAACGACUGAAAACUCAGAAAACGAAAACUAGCUUUUAUGGAAUUUCAAUUAAUUACGUUUCUCAAAACUAUGCAUCAUGCCCAUUUGUGGGCAUUGGAUGAAAAGAUAAAUCUUUCCAGAAGGGGCAGGGGAGGGAGAGGCAAUUCUGGGUGGGGAAGUUGGGAGAAAAGAAAAUCAGUAUCUCCUAGUCUUCGCCCAGUUUGGCUCGUUUGGGGUACUUCUCGACCCCGCGUUACCAGGCCCGUGAAUCCCACUCCCACCAGAGAAUCAGCGCGGGCGGACGAGCAAAGUGAAACUUAGUAGCCCGGAACUUUGCUUGCGGGGUUCUGGCAGCAGCACGCACCGGGAAGCGUUUCGGCGCUGCACGGCGCUGCACCGCGCUGCACCGCGCUGCGCCGUGCCCGUGAGUCCGGCGCGCAGAGGAGGAGGAGAAAGCUGACUGCUUAGGCCCGGGUAGUGGUCGUCGUGGUUUUCCUUGUAGUUCGUGGUCUGAGACCAGGCCGCAAGUGGAAACGGCAACACCAUGAUCGCACGGCGGAACCCAGAGCCCUUACGGUUUCUGCCGGAUGAGGCCCGGAGCCUGCCCCCGCCCAAGCUGACCGACCCGCGGCUCCUCUACAUCGGCUUCUUGGGCUACUGCUCCGGCCUGAUUGAUAACCUGAUCCGGCGGAGGCCGGUCGCCACGGCUGGUUUGCAUCGCCAGCUUCUAUAUAUUACGGCCUUUUUUUUUGCUGGAUAUUAUCUUGUAAAACGUGAAGACUACAUGUAUGCUGUGAGGGACCGUGAAAUGUUUGGAUAUAUGAAAUUACAUACAGAGGAUUUUCCUGAAGAAGAGAAGAAAACAUAUGGUGAAAUGUUUGAAAAAUUCUAUCCAGUACGUUGAAGUCUUCAAAAUGCUUGCUCCAAUUUCACUGAUACCUGCUGUUUCUGAAUUUGAUGGAACAUGUUUCUAAUGACAGUUGAAGCUUAUGCCUAUCUGUAUGUUGACACCUUGUAAUUAAAAUAGUUACCAUGA
Symphalangus syndactylus (siamang) is the source of this 1528-nucleotide messenger RNA. It is a transcript of the gene NDUFC2, whose product is annotated as NADH:ubiquinone oxidoreductase subunit C2. The record is from RefSeq and is a predicted model, not a curated record. Gene Ontology annotation, biological process: mitochondrial electron transport, NADH to ubiquinone. Gene Ontology annotation, cellular component: mitochondrial inner membrane; respiratory chain complex I. NCBI's taxonomy places the organism in Eukaryota, Metazoa, Chordata, Mammalia, Primates, Hylobatidae.